Messenger RNA from Sphaerulina musiva SO2202, 3454 nucleotides. Its product is annotated as carbohydrate-binding module family 48 protein. NCBI's taxonomy places the organism in Eukaryota, Fungi, Ascomycota, Dothideomycetes, Mycosphaerellales, Mycosphaerellaceae. The transcript is spliced from 4 exons. The record is from RefSeq and is a predicted model, not a curated record. The coding region runs from base 149 to 2800 and encodes 883 amino acids.
CAACCCUUGUACCCAUACCUUGACCUAGUCGCCAGUCCUGACUACUAGUACUCCACCAGCUGUCGUCAUUCAGACAGACUGCUGCCAUCUUACUCCUGUACACCCACAGGUCCUUCGUCCCAGAUAUACACGUGUUUCAGCAGCGACGAUGGGAUCUCACAACUUUACUUGGGCGCAUCCAGCCACAGAAGUGUACGUGACCGGCACCUUUGAUGCAUGGGGCAAAACCGAGAAGCUUGAAAAGAAGGGCGACAUCCACGAGAAGGUUGUGACAUUUGACACCUUGCCGACGGAGAAGAUUCUAUACAAGUUUGUAGCCGACGGGACGUGGUCUCACGAUCACACCGCAAAGACAGAGACCGACCACGAAGGCAACGUUAACAACGUUCUCUAUCCCGAAGAUAUCAAGCGCGCCGACCCAAUGAUUUCCUCUGCCGCGCCCGGUGCCACAACGGCCAGUUUAGCUGGCCAACAGCCGCUCGAGAAAGAGGUUCGAGGGAAGGACACAUCUCAGACCCCUGGCACCUUCCCUGGGACACCUGCGCUGACUUCAAGUGACGAGAAGAAGGACGGACUCGCGGCUGCUGGUCUUGCCGCUGGUCUUGUUGGCGCAGGUGGCGCGGGUGCGCUGGCGAGCAAGGCAGGCUCCAAGGAGCCAGAGCAGACUUUCUCCGUCAACCCCAUUCCAGCUUCCUCUGGCGUCGGAAAUCCAAUCAGCCUUGCAGCUGGCGAGAAGGUGCCUGAGCCAUCAACUAUCACCAGCAACACUAUUGCGUCGACAGUACGCGACGACCCAUCGCUAAAGAGCAGUGCGGAGGACGCUGGUCAGACAUUCGGCGUCGCGCCGCUUCCAGCGACUGGUGGUAUCGGAAAUCCAAUCAGCCUCGCACCAGGAGAGAAGGUUCCGGACAGCAGCUCGUACACAGCCAGCAACAUCAACAGCCACGUAAAGCUAGACAAAGAUUCAUACGAGAACAGCGGAUCUUCCGUCCCAGUCUUGCCACCAAAAACUGGAGAGAUUGAAAGCGACACUGCUGCAGGCGGCGCUCUACUCGGUGGUCUUGGCCCACAGACAACUAACAUGAUUCCCGAGUCUUCUAUGGGGAUGGGUGCAGACGCCCCGGCUCCUCUCGAAGGUCAGGCUAUCAGCUCCGUUGGCGCCAACAGCACCACGAACGAGCUCGCCGGUCAGGUUCCCCUUGAGCCACGCGGCGUUCCCGUAGUAGUCAAGGAGUCGCAGAAGGAUGCAGGUGUCGCCCCAGAGGCAUCUGCCAACCCGGAGGCCGUGCAAGAGAAGAAAGAUGUUGAGAGCGAGCUCAAGGACAAGAUUGGAAAGCCCGAAGAUCAGACAAGCGGUGCCAUUGGUGGUGCCUUUGGCGGUCUUGGUGGCGGUGCGCUGGCCGGUGGUAUCCUCGCGGGCGCUGGUGCUACCGCCCUCGGCGUUGCUGCAGCUGCGCGCCAAAAGGCACACGAGACCACUGGUACUGACCCAGUAUCAUUGCUACCAACCUCUGUUCAGAAGACUGUUGAUGAGAACACCCGUCCAAACGGCUCGGCCACGGAGCGGGCUGCGACGGCCGAUACAGUGCCAGCCGCUGUCACUGAAUCGCAGAAGGAAGCCCACGCCGCACCAGAGGCGUCCGCCAACGCGGAGGCUGUUCACGAGAAGAGCGACGUGGAGAAGGAACUCUUGAACAAGGUGCCAGAGUCACAGGCCACUGGCGAUUCAGCACCAGGUAUUGUCAAUUCUAGCACCAAAUCGACGGGAGAGCCAGCGCCUACUGCUGCGGCCGAUGCAGUGCCAGUUGCUGUUGCAGAAUCGCAGAAGGAAGCGCACGCCGCGCCAGAGGCGUCCGCCAAUGCGGAGGCAGUUCACGAGAAGAGCGAUGUCGAGAAAGAGCUUUUGAACAAGGUGCCAGAAUCACAGGCCACUGGCGAUUCAGCACCAGGUAUUGUCAAUUCUAGCACCAAAUCGGCGGGCGAGCCAGCGCCUACUGCUGCGGCCGACGCAGUGCCAGUCGCUGUUGCAGAAUCGCAGAAGGAAGCGCACGCCGCGCCAGAGGCGUCCGCCAAUGCGGAGGCAGUUCACGAGAAGAGCGAUGUCGAGAAAGAGCUUUUGAACAAGGUGCCAGAGUCGCAGGCCACUGGCGAUUCAGCACCAGCUGUCGCCAGCUCUGGCACAAUGGCGCCAGCCUCUGGCGGUGCUCCUGGUUACGACAUCCAAACUGGACCCGAUUAUGUAGAAGGCGGCGUUGCCUCUGGCGUCACUGGGGCGAGCGCGACACGCACGGCUGGCGUGAGCGAGCCAAUCGCAACCAGCACGACUUCUGAGACUGGCGCAACUACUUCAAAUGGAGCGCCACAGCUUGCCGACCCCACCGAGGGUGUUGCAGCUCUGAGCAUGAAUGAUAAGUCAAAGGACAUCGAUGCUCCAGCAAGCUCGCAGGCAGAGGUUAGCAAGCCCACUGUGCUCGCAGCAGACCCAUCGAAGCCUAUGGACAGCCGAGAUGUUAGUCCCAUGUCAAAGCCGAAGGCUGCUUCUAGCGAACAAGCUGCCCCUGUUGUAACGACUGGUGUUAGCUCUGGCACUGCUCCUGCAACUUCAGAGGCCUCGAAGCCGGUCGGAACUCCGCGUACUAGCGCAGGACCAUCAACACCAGCCAAGCGCAAUUCAAUGAUUGAUCGAUUCGAGCGUUUCAAGGGCGGCAAAGAGGGCACUCCUGACUCUUCAAAGACGGAUGGCUCGUCGACGAAGAAGAAGGGCCGCCUCAGCAGAUUCUUCGACAAGCUCAAAAACUAGUUUCGAAAGAGCUUCUUCGGGACUGUCGCUACAUCUAACCAAUCGAGUGAGCCUCAUGGCGGUGUGGAAAUCGCACUCACCAUGCAGCACCCAUACACGGAGGUCGGGAAGCGUCCACCCGACUGGGUCUCUGAUCUAGGCGUUCCGGUUAGCAGGAGCCAGGAUGGUACUCGCAGCGCUGAGCUAGUCCGGAUUGCUGGACCUCAGUAUGUGCCCUCGAACACUUCCGCGCAAGGCUAUCCGAGCCGGAGUGGCAGUCCAAGCAUCAGAUCUUCCUCCUCUAACGUAGAUGCCAAUGUUGGGACCACAUCCUCGACGGCGUCAUCCUUUCACCUACCUCGACUUUCUGGAGGCUUCGAGUCUCGACUUGCAUUGGACUUUGAGCCUCUGGAAGACUCUGUUGUUGUGCGGCACUAGACUUUGGAGUACGACCGUGAGAGAUCGACCUCUUGCUAUUGUUUUGAGUGCAAACACUUGUGCAUCAAGUACAACGAGGAUUUGCUGCGUUCACGUGUUUUCAUGGGCAUGAGAUACAUACUAUGCAUGAAUGGCGAGGAAUUGUUUUUUGGCUGCUUUUGGAUGCUUCUACUAUACCACUUUCGCGUGUAUUGUUGUGUGUAGUUAGGCACUAUGAGUAUAGGAAUAAUGUUUCUU